Molecule: messenger RNA, 720 nt
Organism: Aegilops tauschii subsp. strangulata
Lineage: Eukaryota; Viridiplantae; Streptophyta; Magnoliopsida; Poales; Poaceae
Product: polyubiquitin 11-like
Molecular function (GO): protein binding
Source: RefSeq, a predicted model, not a curated record
AUGCAGAUUUUCGUGGAGACUCUCGCCGGCAAGACAAUCUCCCUCAAUGUCGAUCCAUCAGAGACCAUCUACAUUGUCAAGGCGAAGAUCCAGGAUCAGCAGCGCCUCACCUUCAACGGGGAGCAGCUGGACGACGGCCGCACGCUGGCCGACUACGGUAUCCGUGACGGAUCAACUCUUGGCGUCCGCCCGCAUCCACUCCAUGAUAAGAUGCAGAUCCACGUGGUCGAGACGCUGACGGGCAGGGCCAUGAACCUCGCGGUCACAAGCUCAGACACCGUCGACAAUGUCAAGGCCAAGAUUCACGGGUGGCACGGCUUCCCCAAGGACCAGCAGUGCCUCAUCUUCGCCAGCAGACAGCUAGACACUGACGGAGACAAAGGCAGGACCCUGGCGGACCUCAACAUCCGCAACAACAGCACCCUCCUCCUCGUCCUCCACAGCCCGUGCCCGAGAGGGAGUCGGAUGAACAUCUACGUGAAGACUUUACGAGGUAAAUUCUAUAAUCUUGAGGUGAGGAGCAUAGAUAUCAUCUAUAAUGUCAAGGAGAAGAUCUGGUCUACGGAAGGCAUUCCCCCUGACCAACAGUUCCUCAUAUUUGGCGGCAAGAUAAUGGAGGAUGGCCGUACCUUGACACACUACAAUAUCCAAAUGUAUGAUUCUUUAUUUUCUGCUCAACUUAAGUGGUUGAAUAUGCAUCACAUGGUUAUUGCACCAUGA